AUGAAAACCACUUUGCCUCAAAAAUUGUACAACAAUGACUCUUGCAAGCUUGAUUUUUUAUGCUCGUUUACAAGUCCCAUAAGAAAUCAGUUGACAGUAUUUUCACUUAAAGAUUUUUCACAGGAAAAAUCUAUUUUAAAUCUCCCAGAAUUUAUUGACGAAAAUAUUUUCAUUUGCCCUCUUCCAGAUAAUAAGAUGUUUUGCUAUGGAAACUUGUCAUGGGGUUAUAAAGAAUAUCUCGCUCCCGUAGUAACUGGGCUAACUUUUAUUAUAAACCCAGAUUUAAGCACAGAAAUUUUAGAGGAAGGUAUUAAAUGUUAUGGAUCUGGAGGAGUUUUUUAUGACGGAAAUGUCUAUAUUUUUGGAGGAUAUACUCCUUGCAUUAAUAUAACCUGCCUGGAAAUGAAUUUUGGAGAUAACUCUAAGCUUAGCCGAUCUGGAGAAAAAUUUUGGAAGUAAUCUUAGCUGGCUCAACAAGCCUAAGUUGAUAAGCCAACUUGGUUUACAAAUAAGCCAAAUCAUAAUUAUAGAGCAAUUCAUUAAAUCUAUUCCUAUGGUAUAUAAUGAAAAAAGAAGAAUUGAUAAAAUAGCCUUGAAAUAUAAUUUACAGGACAAAAAUUGAAAAAUAAUUUCAAGUCUCCCAGUUCCUUCAUUGUUUUGUUCUUGCGUAGAAUAUAUGGGACUUAUCUUAGUCCCCCUCCGUGAGUGAACAAAAAAAUUUUGUUCACUCACGGAGGGGGGUUAAUUUUUUUUUUUAAAAAAAAAUUAUAUAUAAAUUUUAUAAAAAAUAUUUUUUUCGAAAUUUAAAAAAAUCCUAAUUCGCAAAAAUUGGAAAGCAAAAUAUUAAUUUAAUUUAUAAAAUUUAUGUUUUAAAAAGCAAUUCGUUUAAAAUUAAACAGAAUUAGCUCUAGAUUUCAUUAUACUAAUUAUAAUUUAUAUAUCAAAAAUUUUUUCCAUAAAAAAUUUUUCUAUUAAAAAAAUUUUUGUUCACUCACGGAGGGUGGGUUUUUGGGCAAAAAAUAGCGAUUUUUCUAAUGGUUUUGUUCACUCACGGAGGGGGGGGAGUUAGUAUAAUUAUUUACAAAGAUUAGUUAUAAUAAUUUUGUUUUUAGCUAAAGUAUGUUUAAUUAAAAAUAUAUUUUUAUAAUGAGGCCUAACCAGCAUUAAUGCAUUUAAAUUCUCCAAUAAGGUAUAGGAGGUACGAGUACGUCAAAUAAAAUAUUCGCUUACGAUAUAGCUACUAAUUCUUAUUCAGAAUUUUUAUCACUCUCCCCCUCCAUGAGAAAGAAGAAAUCAUUGAAAAAUACAUUUUUUCCACAGCAUCUAGAAGUAAAAAAACAAAUUAUUUAUAUAUUUUGAUAUAGAAAUAAUAAUUAUUAAAAAAAUGAUAAUUAAUUUUAAACAGCUUAAAAUAUGAAAAUUAUUAUUAAAAUUUUUAAAAAAUUUUUUUUGAUUAUACAUUUAUAUAUAAAAUUUAAAAACAUUUACUUAGGAGGAGUCGGGAAUUGAAGAAACGAAGAUUUUGUGUAAAAACAACGGGCAUGCUUAUAUUAUUAAUCCACGUGGAUUUCUUUACGAAAGCGAAAGCAAUAACCCUUUUGUAUGAAAAUCUAUAA
Molecule: messenger RNA, 1616 nt
Organism: Blepharisma stoltei
Lineage: Eukaryota; Ciliophora; Heterotrichea; Heterotrichida; Blepharismidae
Source: the annotation of a GenBank genome assembly